AUGUGCGAAUAAAAAUUAUAAUGGCAAUUAUUGCUUUUGGUUUUUGGGGACAAAAAAAAAUGUACAAUUGUAACUUUACGCGAAGAGUUAAAAAUAUAUUUAAAAAAUCAUAGCAUAAGCAAAGAAAGUCUUGAUGGUUCUACUAUAAGAAAUAAUGGUUAUGGAUUUAUCGAAUAAAUGGAGUCAUGUACAAAAAUGUUUAAUAUUUUGAAAGUAAAUAAAGAAAAGAUAAUUGUUCUUGAAUUACAACUAAAACAAAAUGUGUUUAAAAGGUGUACGAAAAUCUACCAUUUACUUAGGAUUAUGAAUGUAUGUCAUAUUUAAGUGAUUGUAAAGUAUGUUUAUAAAUAUAUGAUUCAUAAAGAUGAAUUUAAAUUAUAUAGAUUAUACAACUAAUAAAAUUCAUUGUUUAAAAAGGAGAUUAUGUAGUGAUGCGUAGAAGAAAAUUUUUUGUUUAUCAGAUGCUUAAGAUAAUAAAUGUGAAUAUCAUCAAAAUUAAUGUAAGAUCAAGAGUUGCGACACUGCUCUAAAUUAAUUUUCAUAUUAUCAAAAUGGAUCUGAAACAUUUAAUGGUUAUACUUUUGAAAUUAAUUGUAAUUGA
Paramecium pentaurelia is the source of this 601-nucleotide messenger RNA. The record is from the annotation of a GenBank genome assembly. NCBI's taxonomy places the organism in Eukaryota, Ciliophora, Oligohymenophorea, Peniculida, Parameciidae.